Messenger RNA from Nematolebias whitei (Rio pearlfish), 1681 nucleotides. RefSeq names its product PAX3 and PAX7 binding protein 1 (gene paxbp1). Lineage: Eukaryota; Metazoa; Chordata; Actinopteri; Cyprinodontiformes; Rivulidae. Gene Ontology annotation, biological process: mRNA splicing, via spliceosome; positive regulation of transcription by RNA polymerase II. The record is from RefSeq and is a predicted model, not a curated record. The coding region runs from base 105 to 1616 and encodes 503 amino acids. The transcript has 9 exons. Gene Ontology annotation, molecular function: DNA binding. Gene Ontology annotation, cellular component: nucleus.
AAAUGGCUGCCACGCAGAGCGGCUAUAAUAGCUUUCUUUUCUAAGCAAGGGCUUAUACAGUUCUCCCGUUGACAUUGCGUCUUUACUUUUACCAAACAAACAUAAUGUUCAAAAGGGCGAAAAAAGCAAACUUUCGACGGAGGAAUGAUUCCGACGAGGAGGAGCCGAUGGAGAGCCAUUCGCUGGCGCCCACAUCGUUCGGGCCUGUCGUGGAAAUCCCGUUCAUGGAGACCUGCAGCUUCACCGCAGCACCGAGCAGCGCCGAUAAUAGUUACAGCAACGGCUUUUUGUCGAACAACAUGAGAGCUGUCAAGAAGGAGAAGAAGGUUAAAGAUGUUCCAGUUGUCCUGCCGCCCACGAAAGCCAGUUUGCUGAGUUUUGACGAUGACGAAGACUGCUCCGAGGUGUUCAGGGUAAAGAAACCCAAUCACAGCAAGAAGAUUGUUAAACAGCUCAAGAAAGAAUACAAGGAGGAUUUGAAGAAAGGUGGACCUACCACACAAGAAACCAAAACAGACGCUUCAUUUCAACCUCUGGCUGCCAUUAAAGAAGAAGUUCUCAGCAGAGCGAGCAGUGAACAGGGCGAGGAGGAAAUGGAGGUGGAUAGUGCUGAUGAGCAGGAAGAAGAGACACGUGGUGGUCAAAUAUCAAGGACCAAGAACAUGGGAAGCACUUUCAGCACACUGUCCUCCCUUGGCAGCUUAAAGCCAGGAGAAAUCCCUGAUGCAGCAUUUAUCCAUGCUGCCAGAAAGCGUCGCCAGCUGGCUAGAGAACUGGGAGGUGAGACACCUCUGAUGGAGGCAGAAGCUCAAAACAAACGUCUGGCACAAGAGGACAGAGAUGGCAGCGACGACGAAGAUGAGGAAGAAAAGAGGAUUCGCUUUAGUGGAGUCAAGAACAAAACCCAGAGGCAGAAGAUAGCUGAGGAGAUAGGUAUUGAGGGAAGUGAUGAUGAAGCACUGGAUACAGGUCACGAUGAAGAGGUGCGCCGUUGGGAGCAAGAGCAGAUUAGGAAAGGAAUCAGCAUACCCCAGGUUCAAAGCAGUCAACCAGAGGACACCACGGUCUACUACCAAAACAGCUAUGAGACCCAGCCCUUUGGUUCCUCCUACACCAUGCCUUUCCCCUACAGUGCAGUGGCUCCUCAGACUGGCAAGAUGCCAGACACCUCUGAUAAUGGCUCUGUUCAGUAUGGAGCCCCACUUUGUGAUCUAACUCCAGUGUCCAUUGAUUUGGUAAAGAAACGCCUGCAGGAUAGGCUCACCCAAAUGCACGCAGGCCACAACGCAAAUGUUGAUCGCUACAAACAGAUUAAAGAAGACCUAGCUGCCUCUGAAAGUUCCAUCCAGCAGCUGGAGGGUUCAUCCAAUGAUAACGCAGAUCAAUAUAAAUUCUUGCAAGAGAUGCGAGGGUAUGUUGGAGACUUGCUUGAGUGUUUCAGUGAAAAGGUGCCUGCUGUCCUGGAGCUGGAGGCUGCCAUGCACCAGUUACUAAGACAACGGGCCUCGCGACUUGUCCAGAGAAGACAGGAUGAUAUUAAAGAUGAAUCGUCGGAGUUUGCAAGCCUUUCAAGUCAGUCCAUCUUGAAGAUAAAGCUGUCAUGGCUCCUAAUCUAGACUCAUUUGGUCGAGACCGAGCAGCAAUCCAAGAGCCCAGUCGUCAGAGGAGGAUAGCAGAAAGA